AUGGUGGUCUACAAGCCGGCAUUCUACCGAUGCCAGCUGCCUGAUGAUCAUCCAGAAGACUCUAUCGUUUCCUGGCUCUGUCGUCAGUAUGAAAUCGAUCCUGAGUUGAUGAAUGAGGAGUUGAACCCCGCGCUGAGUGGUGGAGGCGGCUUUGGUCCCAUGUGUCAUCGCCUUGAUAAGCAGACCAGUGGUCCUGUUCUCAUAGCUCGAAAGCUGGAGUCGUGGAAAUUCAUUCGACGUCAGUUCCAAAAGGAGCAAGUGACGAAGCGGUACGUAUGUCUAGUAGAUGGUAUAUGUGCCAAUGAUAGUGGCAUGAUCGACAGUCCCAUCCGAGUGCGGAGGACCGAGAAACGUGAGUUCCAUCGUUGA
This is a messenger RNA of Perkinsus marinus ATCC 50983, 369 nucleotides long. RefSeq lists its product as hypothetical. Gene Ontology annotation, molecular function: RNA binding; pseudouridine synthase activity. The record is from RefSeq and is a predicted model, not a curated record. The transcript has 2 exons. The coding region runs from base 1 to 369 and encodes 122 amino acids. Gene Ontology annotation, biological process: pseudouridine synthesis. Lineage: Eukaryota; Perkinsozoa; Perkinsida; Perkinsidae.